CGCCGGAACCGGAGCGGAGGAGAGCGGUUGUGUGCUGAGGCCGUGUCCCUUCCACCUGCUCCCCCCCGGGAGGAUGGCAGAGAGUGAGGCAGAGACCCCCGGCACCCCGGGAGAGUUCGACAGCAAAUACUUCGAGUACAAUGGAGUGCGGCUGCCUCCCUUCUGCAGGGGGAAGAUGGAGGAGAUCGCCAACUUCCCGGUCAGGCAGAGCGACAUCUGGAUCGUCACCUACCCCAAAUCCGGAACAAGUCUACUUCAGGAGCUGGUGUAUCUAGUGAGCCAAGAUGCUGACCCAGAUGAGAUUGGAAUAAUGAAUAUUGAUGAGCAAGUGCCUGUGCUGGAAUACCCUCAGCCUGGCCUUGACAUCAUUAAGGAACUGACAUCCCCUCGCCUCAUUAAAUGCCACCUGCCGUAUCGUUUCCUGCCCACGGACCUGCACAAUGGACAGUCAAAGGUUAUAUGCAUGGCCAGAAAUCCCAAAGAUUUGGUGGUGUCUUACUAUCAAUUUCAUCGUUCGUUACGUACAAUGAGCUACAGGGGAACAUUCCAGGAAUUCUGCCGGCGGUUCAUGAAUGAUAAGUUGGGUUAUGGUUCAUGGUUUGAACAUGUUCAAGAAUUCUGGGAGCAUCGUAUGGAUUCCAAUGUCCUCUUCCUAUUGUAUGAAGAUCUGCUUAAAAAUCUUGCAGGUACUGUAGAGCUCUUAGUGCGGUUCUUAGGAGUGUCAUAUGACAGGACUCAAAUGGAAUCUAUAAUUGAACACUGCCAUCAGCUUGUGGACCAAUACUGUAAUGCAGAAGCACUUCCCAUUGGAAGAGGACGGGUUGGCCUGUGGAAGGACAUCUUCACUGUAUCAAUGAAUGAGAAAUUUGAUGCUGUCUUCAAACAGAAGAUGGGAAAAUCUGACCUCAGCUUUGAUUUCAGCCUUUAAAGAAUCAAUGUGCAUGCUUGCCAGUAUUCUCAACAAUAGCUAGAAGUGCUUCUUCUCAUUUGUUCAUCAA
This is a messenger RNA of Hemiscyllium ocellatum (epaulette shark), 998 nucleotides long. It is a transcript of the gene sult4a1, whose product is annotated as sulfotransferase family 4A, member 1. The record is from RefSeq and is a predicted model, not a curated record. NCBI's taxonomy places the organism in Eukaryota, Metazoa, Chordata, Chondrichthyes, Orectolobiformes, Hemiscylliidae. The transcript is spliced from 7 exons. Gene Ontology annotation, biological process: sulfation. Gene Ontology annotation, cellular component: cytoplasm. Gene Ontology annotation, molecular function: sulfotransferase activity. Bases 74 to 928 code for a protein of 284 amino acids.